Messenger RNA from Trichechus manatus latirostris (Florida manatee), 3782 nucleotides. RefSeq names its product spermatogenesis associated 18 (gene SPATA18). The record is from RefSeq and is a predicted model, not a curated record. Gene Ontology annotation, cellular component: mitochondrial outer membrane. Bases 77 to 1927 code for a protein of 616 amino acids. NCBI's taxonomy places the organism in Eukaryota, Metazoa, Chordata, Mammalia, Sirenia, Trichechidae. Gene Ontology annotation, biological process: mitophagy by internal vacuole formation; mitochondrial protein catabolic process. The transcript is spliced from 13 exons.
ACAGUACCUCGGACGCCCCCGGCUCGGCCCUUCCAAGUUUCUAUCUCUCAGAGCGGGGCCAGCGGAAAAGCGAGCGAUGGCAGACAACCUGAGGAAACUAGUCUCGAACGAAUUUUUACGAUCACUGCCGGAGAAGCUCGACUCCUGGCUGAGGGAGUACAGCACAAACUCAUGUGACCAAAAUCUAAAUAUUUGCCUCGAACUCAUUGAGCAAGUUGCCAAGCUGCAGGGACAACUCUUUGGGAUCCUCUCUACAGCAGCCCAAGAGGGAGGACAUUAUGCUGGUGUGGAAAUAAUCAAAUCACGCCUUUUGCCUUGGCUGGAGGCUUCCUUUACUGCUGCUUCCAUGGGAAAGCCUGUUGACAGCACAGUUCCCUCUUUACAGGACACGUUUGAUAAGGAGAGGAAUUCUCUUUUUCGGGAUCAGGACCUACAGUUAGAUUCUGAAUUGGGCUCAACUCGUAAUCAACCCAAACAGGUUCAAGACGAUCUGACUGAAACUGAAAAGACUCUUGAAGAAACCAAGAACAGAUCGGCCAUAUCCCUUUUGGCUGCAGAGGAGGAAAUAAAUCAACUAAGAAAGCAUCUUAAGUCUCUUCAAUCCCAAGAGGAAUCCCGCCACAGGAACUCAGACUACUACUCAGACUACCGGGGCGGAGAGCGGGGUAGGAGCACAGACCAUAGGAGCGUGGACUUGCGGAGCGUGGACCUGCGGAGUGUGGACCUGCGGAGUGUAGAUCUGAGGGGAACAGAGCCACGGGGCUCAGAGCCACGGGCCUCAGAGCCACGGGGCUCGGAGCCACGGGCCUCAGAGCCACGGGGCUCGGAGCCACGGGCCUCAGAGCCACGGGGCUCGGAGCCACGGGGCACAGAACCCCGAGGCUCAGACCCACGGUCCAUAGACCUAAAGAGUUUAGACAGACGAAGCACGGACCGGCGGAACCCAGAAGUAAUAUCUGACUAUGAGAAACAGCUUCAAACGCUCAAGGACGAGAUAGCUGUUCUGUCUGCUGAAAAGAAUGUGCUCCAAGGAAGGUCCCUAAGGAGCCGGUCUCCUAGCCCUGCCCCUCGAAGCCGGUCAGCCAGCCGGGCUGCAAGCCGGGCUGCUAGCCGGGCUGCCAGCCGGUCUGCCAGCCCCUCCACUGCAGUUGCGAAAAUUAGAACUCCGUCCCCGAAUCGCGCCAAGCUGUCCAGCGUGGCGCGCAAGGCUGCCCUCCUGUCCCGGUUCAGCGACGCAUAUUCCCAGGCCCGCCUGGAUGCGCAGUGCCUGCUUCGGCGCUGCAUAGACAAAGCUGAGACGGUGCAGCGGAUCAUCUACAUUGCCACGGUGGAGGCAUUCCAUGUAGCUAAAAUGGCAUUCAGACACUUCAAGAUCCGUGUGAGGAAAACGUUGACACCAUCUUACAUGGGGUCGAAUAACUUUGAAGAUGUCGUCUCAGAUUAUAUCAUUUGUCAUCUCGAUCUAUACGAUGCCCAAAGCAGUGUUAAUGAUGUGAUCCGAGCCAUGAAUGUCAACCCCAAGAUUUCAUUCCCUCCUGAAGUUGACUUUUGCCUUCUCAAUGACUUCAUCCAGGAGAUAUGUUGCAUUGCCUUUGCAAUGCAAACAUUAGACCCACCCCUAGAUAUUGCAUUUGGGGCCGAUGGAGAAAUUUUCAAUGAUUGCAAGUACCGUCGCAGCUAUGACUCUGAUUUCACCGCUCCCUUGGUCUUCUACCACGUGUGGCCUGCUCUCAUGGAGAAUGAUUGUGUUGUUAUGAAGGGAGAAGCUGUCACCAAGAGAGGGGCUUUUUGGAAUUCGGUGCGGCCUAUAACUCGAUGUCGAAGCCGGAGUCUAAGUCCUGUUUGCCCUCGUAGCCGUAUUGGUUUAAGCACGCUGUCUCGAAGUCGGAGCCCUUCUCCAAUAAGGUGUGGAUUGCCAAGGUUUUGAAACGACCAGACAUGUUCCUUUGCCACAGAACAUCUGCAACAGCCAGCUUCCCCAGUGCCUCCGUCUGCCUCCUGUGUCUGCCUCAGACCUCACUUAAGAUAGUGUGAAAAGGCAAUUCUGUGUAUCACUCCACACAGAGAGUUAAAUGUUUUGACUGAGUGCGUUUGUAACUUUAGACAUACUGUAUUUUACUUCAUUUUAUAGAUACAAAUUCCAUUAAUUUGAUAAAAAACAAUUGCAUAGGCGUUUAGGAUCAUAUUCAUUCAAAGCAAAGUCCAUUAUACAGGUUCAGGAUUUCCAUCCUGAAAUACUAGGCUGUUUUACAGCAAACUGUAUGAAAAAAAGUGGAAAAUCUUUACUACACAGAGUCCAAAAGAUAAAACAAGUCAAUUUAGUUCGAAGAUUGAUCAUCAGUGUUGAUAUUAGCUUUACUGUGAAAACAAUGAAAACAGUAUUGGAUGUUUUCAUUUUUUUUUUAAAGAUUUGGAGGAUAGCCCUAAUCUCAGGUUGGAAACUCAUAAACGAGUAGCAGUGAUUUAAGGCUAAAUGUAGAAGCAUGAUGACUUAAUAGGAGAUAGCUGGCUUGCUUCUCUCUUCUAUUUUCAGAGUGCCCAGUUCGGCUUAGUUGAGUACCGUAUGUUGAAGCCAGUAGGUGAGCCUAGAGCCAUAGGCGAGAUAAUUUUCUUGCUUCAUGAAUGCAGAGCAAUGAUUUAGGUAGAAUCCAGCUUUGAGAUAAAUGUUAAUUACGUCAUGUUUAUCUUCUGCAUAUUGUUUUAACGCACAUGUUAAAUAUAAACCUACCUAGGAUAUGCCCUUUACCUAUUCCACCUGGAGUCCUGGUGGUGCAGUGGUUAAGCAUUCGGCUGCUAACCAAAGAUUGGCAGUUUGAAUCCACCAGCUGUUCCUUGGAAACCCUAUGAGGCAGUUCUACUCUGUCCUGUAGGGUUCCUAUGAGUCAGAAUCGACUCGACGGCAACGGGUUUUGGUUUUUGGUUUUAUUCCACCUAGUUGUUUGCAAAUCUAGACUUCCUAUAAACUCCAUCUAGCUAAUAAUAACUAAGCUCAAGGCCUAAAACUAGGGGCACCAUUUAUUGAUUUAAAGUGGAGUGUGUAUCCCUUGAUUUAUUCACUGUGAAGCACUGUUUAAAGUUCAAAUUCAAGAUGAUAAUGGAAUGAUGCUUUCUUAAGAUAAUACUCUUUCUGCCCUUUCUUAAAGUCAGCCUUAACACACAAGCCUCUGGAAUGACUGAUUUAUCCAUAUGCCUUCAGAGAGAAACUCUGAAUUGGCCAUGGCUCAAGUUGCAUAAACUCAAUGCUAAAACCAGCACCUGCUGCUUUUCAGGUGAAAAAAAAUGCUGCUUUCAAGCAUCUUGCCCCUUGUGCUGGGCAAUAGAGAUGGAGAGAGAGACGACCUCAGUCCUUGCCCCUGGACUCUAACGUUCACCAGCUCAUUCUGAAGUGUGAGGUUCAUUUUUCUCACUCUUUGCACAUUUAUGUCGUCAUCACUUGGAGGCAAGGCUGUGUGCUGGAAGGAACACUAGGUGACUAGGUCACUCCUAGUCCUGGCUCUGUCAUCAGCUUGCUCUGUGGCCUUGAGCAAGUUACUUCACCUCUCUGAGUCUGUUUCCUCAUGAGAGACUGAGGAGAUUGAAUGAGAUUAACGGUUCUCUCAACCCUACCCAACUCAGUAUGCCCUUUUAUAACAAAUAUUUUAUUCUGGAUAAUCUGAAAUGAAAUUCAAAGUUAAUAUAGCCUAUAUGCACAUGUAAUUUUAAAUGAAUAUAGUGCCAUAUCUUAAUAUAAAGCUGAAAAAAGGAAAGCAAUUUUUAAUAAAAUGUAUUUCAAUAAAAAAGCU